Olea europaea var. sylvestris is the source of this 474-nucleotide messenger RNA. Its product is annotated as chromatin remodeling protein EBS-like. NCBI's taxonomy places the organism in Eukaryota, Viridiplantae, Streptophyta, Magnoliopsida, Lamiales, Oleaceae. The record is from RefSeq and is a predicted model, not a curated record. Bases 1 to 474 code for a protein of 157 amino acids. The transcript is spliced from 3 exons.
AUGAAUUUGUUCGAGGCAAUAGUUCGACUCUUUAUCCUUGAAGACGAUAAUGCCUCGCAUGAGAGCUAUGCCCCAAAUGUGGCACGCCUGGAGAAGAUUUUGGGAGAUAGCUGCUACAAUAUGUGGAUUCGCCUAAAGUUCUAUAGGUCAGAGCAAUCAGUUGGAGGGCGGAGAGGGUUCCAUGCAAGGAAGGAAUUUUUUUCUCAGAUCACUAUGAAAUUCAGAGAGUUGACACCAUCGAGAGGAAGUGCAUUGGUCAUCCUUUCAAUAAUUACUCCAAACUGGAGAACAUCGGUCCUGAUGAUUACUAUUGUCGUUUUCAAUAUAAACCUUCCGCCGGAGAUUUAUCGCCAAAUAGAGUUGAAGUACUGUAAAUGCGAGAUGCCCAUCAAUCCUGAUAAGUUUAUGGUACAAUGCGACGAAUAUGAAGACUCGUACAUAAAUUGCUUUUCUUCUUAUGUUGUCAUAAUGUGA